Messenger RNA from Branchiostoma belcheri (Belcher's lancelet), 558 nucleotides. RefSeq names its product CUB and sushi domain-containing protein 1-like. The record is from RefSeq and is a predicted model, not a curated record. The annotation marks the transcript as partial. Lineage: Eukaryota; Metazoa; Chordata; Leptocardii; Amphioxiformes; Branchiostomatidae. The transcript is spliced from 4 exons.
AUAGGUGACUGUGAUGCACAUAUCACCGGGCAAUCUUCUGGCUUCGUUCAUUCUCCCAACUACCCUGAACAGUACGACAACAACCUGUUUUGUACGUGGAUCAUAGAGGUCAACGCGGGGGAAGGAGUGAAGAUGACACCAGUAACGUUUUCUUUAGAAGAAGACUAUGACUGGCUAGACGUCUACAUGGGAGACAUAGACAACGUCACCAUGUUAGGAUCGUACACAGGACAAAACAUUGCCGAAGAACUCUUUGUCACUUACAAGAUGGCCCACCUAGUCCUUACUACGGACAGGUCUAACACCGAUGACGGUUUCAAAAUCCACUUUGAGGCAUUUGACUUGACGGGUUUUCCGUGCCCCGAUCCUGGCGUUCCCAAUAACGGCUACAGGACUGGAGACGAUUUCGCUGUGGGGUCGGUUGUUUCAUUCGGCUGUAACGACGGCUACGUUUUGUUUGGGCAGGAAAGACUCACCUGUAUGUCUGGUGAUAUGAGAUACUGGAACUUCAGCCCUCCAGAUUGUAAAGGAGGGCCCAAUCAACAGAAAACACGUUAA